AUGACCGGAAUCGAAGAUAUAUCCGACGAUAGUGUUGCGCCGCUGCCGGUAAACGGAAGCAGUCGCGAUCGGAUUGAUGAGUCCACUCCUCUUCUUAGCGACCAGAAUAAGAAUAUCUUCCCAGCUGAAGAAGCACCAUCAAUUCACAAUGACGAGGAACAAGUUGUCAUCGUCGAAGAAGUGAAGGGGGUAAAACUAUGGCUCAUUCUUUGUGCCGGGUGGCUGGGAGUGUUCCUUGGCGCCAUCGAUUCCACCAUCAUCGCCACGCUAUCCGCCCCCAUAUCCAGCGAGUUUCACUCCUUAAGCCUGUUGUCGUGGCUUGCGAGUGCUUACCUAAUCUCGAACGCGGCGUGUCAACCCAUAUCCGGAAGACUGACGGAUAUCUUCGGCCGAGGCCCCGGCCUCGUGUUUAGUAAUAUCUUCUUCGCUGCUGGAAACCUCAUCUGCGGCUUGGCACAGGACGCCAAUGUUAUGAUACUUGGAAGAGUCGUCGCUGGUAUCGGGGGUGGUGGCUUGAUGUCGAUCACUACCUUCCUUGGCACAGACCUUGUUCCUCUCAGAAAUCGAGGCGUCAUCCAAGGAAUAGGGAACAUAUGCUACGGAUCCGGAGCGAUGCUGGGCGGCGUGUUCGGGGGUCUAGUUAACGACGGCUCGUCCUGGGGGUGGCGCCUAGCCUUCUUGAUCCAGGUCCCUCCAAUUUUGAUUUCGGCUGGUCUAGUCGCCUAUCUUGUCCGGUUGCCACCAAAGGUAUCAGAGAAAUCAUACCUAGCUCGGAUCGACUUCGUGGGUGCCUUCUCGCUCAUAGUCUUCCUUGUUCUGCUCUUACUUGGGUUGAACGCCGGAGGUAACCUGGUGCCCUGGACUCACCCCUUACCAUUGACAACCUUGCCACUGUCUCUUGUGGCAUUCGUUGCUUUCGUCGUCUGGGAAUCCCGCGCCAAGCAGCCUGUUAUCCCGGUCCGCCUCCUCUUAGACAGAACCGUUUUUACAGCCUGCAUGACGAAUCUAGCAUUAUGUAUGGUAAACAUGAUAGCGCUAUUCUACGCUCCCGUCUACAUGCAGUUGGCCUUGGGCAUCUUGGCUGUAUCGCUGCAGCUCGCUUCUGCCGUCAUCUUCACGACUCUCAAUGAGGACUCUCCAGAUUGGCCCCUGAUGAUCGCAUUUCUGCUUCUCGGCGCUGGCUACGGUUCCAUGCUUAAUAUCACGCUACUAGCUUGUCUAGCAGCUGUGGACCACUCGCACCAAGCUACAGUCACAUCGGCAACGUACGCGUUCCGAUCGGUUGGCGGGACGGUCGGUAUUACUAUAGCGUCGGCUAUCUACCAGAAUGUGCUGAAGAACCAGCUAUGGGAACGGUUCGGCAAUUUACCCGGCGCCGCAGAGGAGAUCCACAGAAUUAGGGAUGACCUAGAUGAGUUGAAGCAUCUUCCGGAGGGUUGGUAUGAUGGCGUUAUCGCUUCGUUCAUGGAAGCCUUUAGGAAUGUGUGGUUCGCGAUGUUGGGGUUGGUGAUCUUAGGAUUGAUCAGCAUCUCAUUCAUGAAGCAGCACAAGCUACACUCGACUUUAUCUCGGAAUGAAAAUGAGUAA
This is a messenger RNA of Annulohypoxylon maeteangense, 1587 nucleotides long. RefSeq names its product MFS general substrate transporter. The transcript has 2 exons. Gene Ontology annotation, molecular function: basic amino acid transmembrane transporter activity. Lineage: Eukaryota; Fungi; Ascomycota; Sordariomycetes; Xylariales; Hypoxylaceae. The record is from RefSeq and is a predicted model, not a curated record. Gene Ontology annotation, biological process: transmembrane transport; basic amino acid transport. Gene Ontology annotation, cellular component: fungal-type vacuole membrane. The coding region runs from base 1 to 1587 and encodes 528 amino acids.